AUGGCCACCACCACCACCACCAGUCUUGGCAGCGGCGCCGGUGGAGACGACCGCGUCCUCGCCACGGCUCAGCAGAUCGUGAAGAGCCUCAGAGCCGCCAAAGAGGAUCGUGAAGACAUGCUUCUGAUCUUCUCUAACUUCGAUAACCGACUCUCUGGCAUCUCCGACCUGAUAAACGGCGACGAUUCCAAAUCCUCCGAUGAGGAAGAACUCGACCGCUUCGAAGCCGCGGAGAAAGUGAUUCUCGCUGGCGCGUCUCUCUCUGGCGAGCCUUCGCGCCAAUCCACGUCGCUCUUCAACCCCCCGAACAAUUCCGCGGAGUACUUCUCCGCGGUGGACGAGAUCAUCCACUGGAUGGAGCAGUUAUCGAUCGCGCCGCCGUCCUCCGCCGCGGGGCGCACCGGGCAGGUCAUCGCAUACCGUGCGGAAAACGCGAUUCAGCUAGCGAUGUCGCGGUUGGAGGAGGAACUGCGGCACGUGCUGAUUGGCAACACGGUCCCACUAGACGCCGUAAGCCGCUACGGCUCGAUCAGGAGGGUUUCACUAUCGUUUGGGUCGCACGACGGCGCCAUCGAUGAUACCCUGGAGAGCUUCGGCGAGGUUGGUUCGAGCCGCUUCCACGAGCGCGGCGCGAGCCUUGGCGACGAUUUGUUCGUCGAUUUGGUGCGUCCCGAAGCGGUUCAGGACCUUAGGGAAAUUAUCGAUCGCAUGGUUAGGUCUGGUUACGAGAGAGAGUGCCUUCAGGUUUAUAGCAGUGUCCGUCGUGAUGCUUUGGAUGAGUGUUUGGUUAUUCUGGGUGUUGAGAGGUUGAGUAUUGAAGAGGUUCAGAAAGUUGAGUGGAGGAGUUUGGAUGAGAAGAUGAAGAAUUGGGUUCAGGCUGUGAAGGUUGUUGUUGGGGUUUUGUUGAGUGGUGAGAAGAGGCUGUGUGAUGGUUUGUUUGGGGAUUUGGAUGAUUUGAAGGAGAUUUGUUUCAAUGAGACUGCUAAGGGGUGUGUUAUGCAGUUGCUGAAUUUCGGCGAAGCUAUUUCGAUUUGUAAGCGCUCGCCGGAGAAGUUGUUUCGGAUUUUGGAUAUGUAUGAGGCUCUGAGGGAUGCCAUGCCUGAUUUGCAGGCCAUGGUUUCGGACGAGUUUGUGAUUGGUGAGGCCAAUGGUGUGCUGAGUGGGCUUGGUGAGGCUGUCAAAGGGACUUUUGCUGAGUUUGAGAAUUGUAUUAGGAAUGAAACUUCCAAAAAACCAGUCAUAACUGGGGAUGUCCAUCCCUUGCCUCGUUAUGUCAUGAAUUACCUCAAGUUGCUUGUGGAUUAUGGUGACCCUAUGGAUUCGCUUCUGGAGACUAGUGAGGAGGAUCUAUAUCGAUUUAGAAAUGAUCUUGGUGGUGAUGGUUCGCAGUUGGAAGCCAUGUCACCCUUGGGGCAGCGGAUUCUGUUGCUCAUGUCUGAGCUUGAGUAUAAUCUUGAGGAGAAGUCGAGGCUUUAUGAGGAUAGUGCAAUGCAGCAGGUGUUUUUAAUGAAUAAUCUGUAUUACCUAGUGCGGAAAGUGAAGGACUCGGAUCUUGGGAAAGUCUUGGGGGAUAACUGGAUUAGGAAACGCCGUGGUCAGAUACGCCAGUAUGCUACAGGGUAUCUCAGAGCCUCUUGGAGCAAGGCCUUGUCUUGUUUAAAGGAUGAAGGGAUUGGAGGGAGCUCUAAUAAUGCAUCGAAGAUGGCUUUAAAGGAGAGAUUCAAGAGCUUCAAUGCCUGUUUUGAAGAAAUUUAUAGGGUCCAGACAGCUUGGAAGGUACCGGAUGAUCAGCUUCGCGAGGAGCUGCGGAUAUCCAUAUCGGAAAAGGUGAUUCCUGCAUACCGUUCUUUUAUGGGUAGGUUUAGGAGUCAGUUAGAGGGAAGGCAUGCGGGGAAAUACAUCAAGUAUACACCAGAGGAUCUAGAGACCUAUCUAUUAGAUUUAUUUGAAGGAUCCCCUGCUGUAUUGCAUCACAUAAGGAGGAAAAGCACGUAG
Sphenostylis stenocarpa is the source of this 1995-nucleotide messenger RNA. The record is from the annotation of a GenBank genome assembly. NCBI's taxonomy places the organism in Eukaryota, Viridiplantae, Streptophyta, Magnoliopsida, Fabales, Fabaceae.